Dendronephthya gigantea is the source of this 5169-nucleotide messenger RNA. RefSeq lists its product as uncharacterized. Gene Ontology annotation, biological process: DNA integration. The record is from RefSeq and is a predicted model, not a curated record. Gene Ontology annotation, molecular function: zinc ion binding; nucleic acid binding. The transcript has a single exon. NCBI's taxonomy places the organism in Eukaryota, Metazoa, Cnidaria, Anthozoa, Malacalcyonacea, Nephtheidae. The coding region runs from base 1 to 5169 and encodes 1722 amino acids.
AUGGAAGCGAAGAAAUUAGACACGAAGUUGAAACAAUUAAAGCUUACUAUAGAUCGAACAGGUACGAUUAUCGAAUCGAAUCAACAAGAUGCAAUCGAGAGACAUUGUGUUACUAUCAAAUCUAUAACAAAUAGCAUAAACGAAAUGCGAGUAACCGUCGAAGAGAGUAAAAUACAAGCUGAUAUAGACAUGGCGGAAAUUACAACGUGGAAUGCAGAAAUCGACAACAAAUUGGCAGAAUCGGAUAAAGUCGUUGAAGAACUAAGAACAUGGCUUGAUCAGCGUCGAAAAGAGAAGGAUAACGUCGCGAGAGAAGAACAAAUUCAGUUUGAAACAAUGCUUUUCAAAACGAGAAUGGAAUUUGAAACGAAGUUAGCAAGUGCGAAAGUGGAAACACUGACAGUAAACAAAGAAGAAAAUUCGCAAGGUGAGUCGCAACCAAGUGUAUCAGCUAAACUACCAAAGUUAGUUAUAUCAAAAUUUGGUGGAGAUUUUCAAGAUUGGCCCAGAUUCUGGGGACAGUUUUUAGAAACGAUCGAUAAAGCUAGUAUGCCCCCCAUCACGAAAUUUACUUACCUCUGUGAGUUACUUGAUCCCAAGAUAAAGCAUACUAUUGAUUCAUUACCCUUCACCACUGAGGGCUACAACAGGGCAAAAGCUAUCCUGAAGGAUCGCUAUGGAAAAGAAUCGGAAAUUAUUAAGUCUUACACCAAGGAUAUAAUGGAUUUGCCAUAUAUUCACGGUACAAACCCCAAGAAAAUUAAAGAUUUUAGCGAGCGUCUCAACCAUUGUGUGCAAGCAUUGCAAACAAUGAACAAACUGGAUCAGGUUAAUGGGAAUGUCGCGAUGACAUUGGACAAACUUCCUGGGAUUAGAGGACACCUUGUAAGAACAGACCCUGAGUGGGACAGAUGGACCUUUUCCCAGUUAGCAGAAGCAGUUCGUCAGUGGAGUCUAAGAAACCCUGUGGAUCAAAGUCGUACAGAUCGGGAUAAGGAUCGACAAACCAAAUCGUUCCAUGCCAAGUCACGUGAAUGCGUUUAUUGUGGUGAUGUAACUCAUAAAGCAGGAAAUUGCACCAAGAUUACUAAUGUGACCGAACGGAGACAUAUUCUGGCACAAAAACGAUUAUGCUUCAAUUGUGCAAUUGGAACCCAUCGUGCAGCAGAGUGUUCCAGCAAGAGAUCCUGUCAAAACUAUGGAAAGCGACACCACACUUCUAUCUGUGACGCACCAAAAGGAGAAGAAAAGGAGCAUCUUAUGACUACAAACCAGUCAAACGAAAGUGUGCUGCCUGUUAUUGUCAUCAAGGUGAACGGGGUGAAGUGUAGAGCAUUAAUCGAUACAGGAUCUGGGAGCUCAUAUAUUUCAGCAAAACUCGUAGAAGUACUGAAAGUGAAACCUAUUUCGACACAAACAAGGCAAGUUGAAAUGCUUAUGUCAUCAAAGAGCGUACGCAUGGACAUAUACGAAUUGAACACUGAAUCCGUCAGCGAACAGUACCAAAUGCCAGUGAAGUUCAUCAAAGUCAAUAAACCAGAACUUCUCACUGUUGAAAACCCAAAUUAUGCAGACCUCAUACGAGACAACACCUAUCUGUCAGAGGUGGUAAUCACAGACAAGGACACCAAGAGUCAACUUCCUGUGCAUGUUAUCCUUGGGAGUGGCGAAUACGCACGCAUAAAGACGGAGACGAAACCUUGUGUGGGAAAGGAAGGAGGUCCAGUGGCGGAGUUGACAAAGAUGGGAUGGUUCAUAAUGAGCCCUGGAACAGAAUUCGACCGGAAGCGAAUGCUGUUGACGCAAACGUCACAAACCGAUUAUGAAGGUUUAUGUCGAAUGGACAUUCUUGGACUUGCAGAUACGACUGAGAAUGACCAAAGUAUCGUACAUGCUGAGUUCAAGGAGCAACUUCAUCGCGACAAGGAAGGCUGGUAUGAGACGGGGUUGCCCUGGCGAGCUAAUCACCCGGAUUUGCCAAGUAACGAAACGGGAAGCUUGCAGCGAUUGAACAAACUUGAGAAGAAUUUAGAGCGAAAAGAUUUAACAGCAGCGUAUGAUGAAGUUAUUGAGAAUCAAAUUAAAGAAAAUAUCGUUGAGAAAGCUCCUGUCAAAGCCUCGGGUCAAGAGUUUUAUAUUCCGCAUAAACCGGUUGUGCGAGAAACGGCAUCAUCGACAAAAUUACGAGUUGUUUAUGACGCGUCGGCACGGGCGUCCCCUGAUUCCCCAUCCCUCAACGAAUGCCUUAACCCAGGACCACCACUUCUCAAUCGACUAUGCGAUGUUCUAGUUCGACAACGUGUGUAUCCAGUAGCAUUAACGGGAGACAUUCGCCAAGCAUUCUUACAAAUACAUGUACGCGAAAGCGAACGAGAUGCCUUGAGAUUUCACUGGCGGUCAGGUGAAGGAAAUGAAAUUGAAACGUACAGGUUUACACGCGUUUUGUUUGGUCUUUCCCCUUCUCCAUUUCUCCUGAAUGGUGUUCUUGAAGCUCAUCUUGAUACAUGGGAAAAGAGGUGUCCAGACGUUGUAGCUGAAUUGAGAAAGAGUCUAUAUGUUGAUGACCUUCUGUCUGGUGGACAAACAACUGAACAAGCACAACACACGAAAGAAACGGCCAGCGAGAUACUUCAAGACGCCACAUUUCAGUUACAUAAGUGGAACUCAAAUGUUCCUGAACUAGAAGACAAGCCCACAGCACAAACCGAAGACGAGCAAACGUACGCGAAGCAACAAUUGAAUGUAAGCCAACAAGAUCCAAAGAUGCUCGGGUUAAAGUGGAACAAGAAACAAGACCUUUUGAGUGUAGUAAUCCCCAAAGAUAAGGCUCAGCCAACAAAACGUGGAGUACUCGGGAAGUUAGCAAGAAUUUACGACCCUUUAGGACUUAUAGCACUAGUGACACUCGAAGGCAAACAGAUUUACCGAGAAAUUUGUGAAUCUCAAAAGUCUUGGGAUGCCCCGUUAAACGAGAAUCUUCAACAACGGUGGAAGAAAUGGGAAGAAAAAACGCUCGAGGAAUAUUCAGUACCACGUUCAAUCACUCGUUAUCAGGAAGAAAUUGACGCCGUAGAACUACAUGCAUUCAGUGAUGCUUCUAUCAAAGGAGUUGGAGCCGCUGUUUAUUCGGUCGUUCAUCAAUCGUCGGGGUCCACUCAACAACUUGUAGCAGCUAAAGGUCGUCUUGCCAAGAAAAACUUAACAAUACCUAGACUCGAACUUGUUGGCGCACAUAUGGCUACUAACCUGCUCAUCAAUGUACGAAACGCUCUUGAUAACAUCCCAACACCACAACUAUUUGGAUGGAUUGACAGUACAGUCGCCCUACAUUGGCUUAAAGGGAACGGUCAGUAUAAACAAUUUGUUGCGAACAGGGUGGCCAAGAUACAGUUACACAAAGAUAUUCAUUGGAGAUAUGUUCCCACAGGGGAGAACCCCGCUGACCUGGCGAGCAGGGGUGGUCAAAUCAAGCCAGAAGCACUUUGGAAGAAUGGUCCGAAAUGGCUUCAAGACGAGCGUGGGUGGCCCGACAAUCCAGUAACGAAACCUUCACCAUCCUCAGAGGCGGAGGCAAAAGCAACAAAGGAACUGUUAAAUAUCGUAAAUUUUAGCGACGAUGACGACGAAUUCGAUCGAUUACUGGAACGUUCAACGUUAAGACGUGCAUGUAGAGUCGGGGUGUUGAUCAAGAGGUUCAUACACAAGGUCAAAGGUAAUGACAAAAGGUCCGGCCCAAUUACGACGGAAGAAGUAAUCAGUGAACGCGACUGGUGGAUUCGCCGUGUUCAACAACGAGUACAGAAAGAACCGCAGUAUCCUAAGUUGGUUGAAGAGUUAGGAUUACGUGCUAAUGCAGACAACAUUUUGGUAUGCCACGGGAGAAUUCAAGGACAAUAUCCAAUAUUCCUUCCAGGAGACGCGAAGUUUACAGAGAAGUUAGUACAACGAGUACACAGCGAAACGCUGCAUGGGGGAGUGAACUUAACUAUGGCUGCAGUUAGGGAACAUUUCUGGGUACCUAGAUUGCGAAACUUAGUCAAGAUCGUUCGUAGCAACUGUUAUGGAUGUAAAAGAUUCCGCGUGUCAUCUAUCCCCAAGCCAGUACCAGGUCAAUUGCCAGAAGAACGAACCAGGGUUGGAGGAGCCUUUGAAGUCAUUGGUACGGACUUCGCUGGCCCUAUCAGAUACAAGAAGAAAGGCAACAAGGAAGGAAAGGCGUAUUUGGCUAUAUUUGCAUGUAGUCUCUCUCGAGCUGUGCAUUUAGAGUUAUUACCGAAUAUGGAAACGGAAACGUUCAUACCGUGCCUCAAGCGAUUUAUUGCGCGUCGUGGAAGGCCACGUAUAAUUUAUUCGGACAACGGUGGAACAUUUGUUAAAGCUGCAAAGUGGAUUUCACAGCUAAGAAAGGACGAGCGACUUCGAGGUCUUCUAGAACAGUACGAGAUAAUGUGGAGGUUCAAUUUAAGUCGUGCCCCAUGGUGGGGCGGACAGUUUGAAAGACUUAUCGCUAUUGUUAAGUCCGCUAUGUACAAAGUCAUUGGGAAUGGUGUUCUUACGUGGACGGAGCUUAGUGAAGUGUUGUUGGAUGUGGAAACGCAAAUCAAUCGUCGACCGCUCAGCUAUGUUGAGGAUGAUCUAGAAUUACCGACCUUGACUCCAGCGACCUUCUUAUAUCAACGCGUGUCUCACUUGCCGGAAGAGCAACCAUGGACAAUCAGUGAACAAGAUAUUCGGAAAAGAGCGAAAUUCCUCAAAUCGUGCAAACAUGGGUUGUGGCGUAGAUGGCAACGAGAAUAUCUAACUGCACUAAGGGAAAGACACAAUCUAACACACAAAGUGAGCAAAUUUCAACCGAAGGAAGGCGAUGUGGUCAUUGUAAAAGCAGACUCCAAGAAUCGGGGAACUUGGCCCUUAGCAGUGGUUGCUAAAACCUUUGUUGGUAAAGAUGGAGUUAUUCGAGGCGUUCAGCUCAGGACUGGAAAAGGAACAAUAGAAAGACCAGUUCAACUGUUGUUAUAUCCACUUGAACUAGCGUGUGAUGUCAAGCCAAACACGAGCGGAGUGAGUCUAAACCCAAAAGCACCGGAAUUUCGACCCAAGAGAGCUGCAGCAGCUAUAGCAGAUGCCCGGAUUAAACAGAUUCAAGGGAUAGAAGAAGAAGAGAUAUAA